UUGAAAUGCAAGUCCCGAAAAACCUAUCGAUAACACGCACGUUUCCUUUUUCCUGUAACUCUGACGGCCGCCUCGUUUUCUGGCAAAGUAAAAUCAUUUUAUCUGUGAUUCAGAAUAUAUAUGCGUAUAUAUUCUUUGUGAGCUAUUCCGUGUGACGAAGUGAAGUGACAUUCAACGAUCUACGCAACAAUGUCGGACCUACCACCGCAGCCCACAUUCGCUGACGUGCUCAGAGGUUGCCCUGCAGUGCCGCCUGCCUCUGCCUCUGGCUCUGCCACAGCAGCUGAACGGCAGCAGGAGGUUCGUGGCUCAUCUGUGUGGAUCAACAGCGCCGCACCGAGCCAGGAGCCGAUGCACAACCGCAACGGGGCACAGCCACCAUUGCCAGGAGCCAUACAAUCGCCGGCAACUGACUUGAGGGAAAUUCUUUUCGGCGGCCCCGUUCACGUGCCGGACGAUGUCCGAGAUGUUGAGUUUCUUGGCCCGUCACUGCUGCCGUUUGCUCCCAUUGCAGGGGAGCAAGCAAACGGGGCAGCCAAUCCACAUCAAGCGGCUGGAGCAGAACGUGACCCGCUGCUGGCUCCCAUAUACGCACUGCCACAGGCAGCACAAAGUGGCCCGGCUGCGCGCGCUUCAUUCAAUAGCCAGAUGAUGCCACCACUGCUGGACUCCAACCAGAACAUUAUACCGGUGCUCGAUUUGCUGGACAUUUUCCAGACCAUAAACAACGAAGCCAACGCAACGCUUGCGCACAUGCAACGGCAGCGGCAACGGCGCAUGUCGGACCGUUGGCGCUUGUCGGACGAGUGGCGCAUGCCCAUUGAGAACCAGGCACAGGCACAGGCACGGGAACAGCCACAGGUACAGCCACAGGCACCCAUGCAGCCACCACAAGCUCGGCUGCAGCCACAGGGCAGCAUGCAGCAGAUGUGCCGUCACUGCUUGCAGGCACUGGGCCACCGGAUUCCACAGCAGUCCGGCCGCCUCUUCCCAGCCCCUUGCUGCGCCGUGCGUCGCACACUUGCGACUCCGAGCAUGGGGCAAGUGGCAAAGCCAAAUUAUCCGUCCAAUGGCUGCCUGGGAACCAGCGGAGCCCUGGUUCCCUUCGGACCGAAUGUGCGUCCGACAAUUGGCAGUGAGAAUGGUGGGUCAGUGCCACCCCGCGCCGAAGAGGACACCCACGUCGGGGAUGACCACAGCCAGCUGUCGGUGACCAAUGGAGGCACAGGGGAUGGAUACUUUGUCCGCUCAAACAAGGAGAACUUGGGAUAA
Molecule: messenger RNA, 1272 nt
Organism: Drosophila obscura
Lineage: Eukaryota; Metazoa; Arthropoda; Insecta; Diptera; Drosophilidae
Exons: 3
Coding region: 190-1272 (360 amino acids)
Source: RefSeq, a predicted model, not a curated record